Hyaloscypha bicolor E is the source of this 1966-nucleotide messenger RNA. RefSeq names its product PLP-dependent transferase. Gene Ontology annotation, molecular function: transaminase activity; pyridoxal phosphate binding. The transcript has 6 exons. Gene Ontology annotation, cellular component: cytosol. Lineage: Eukaryota; Fungi; Ascomycota; Leotiomycetes; Helotiales; Hyaloscyphaceae. The record is from RefSeq and is a predicted model, not a curated record. The coding region runs from base 178 to 1713 and encodes 511 amino acids.
GAUCCUUCGCUUCGAGUCUACACUCCUCCAACAUGCGAAACUGGGAUGGAUGUGGAAGAAAGAGUCGGAGAAUCUAAUGUCUGAUGAAUAGUUUGCUCGCUCUAUUUCAGUACUGUUGCUGUCGAGCUCCUUGAAGUUUGAGGCUUGCGACGAGACAUCCAACUAUUGACUUCACCAAUGUCCGCCACAAACUCAUCUAGGCACUUUCAAGUGCUCCUGCGUCGUGUCAGGAAGUCUGCUUUGGCAUUUCCAUCAAUUUCUUAUAAGCUUCAAGCGGUACCAUGCUGCAGCACCCGACAAGCUCCCGCUGCAGCAGCCUUCAGCACUUCUGCCAUAACCCGCAACCUAGAGCAAUCGCCGCUGGGCAAUGCCAGUGAGCCCAGUGCUCUUCUUCAUCCGACUCUAAAGACAGCGCCUCUUAACGUUGUGGCGGCCAAGGGUACAACUGUGACGUUCUCCAAUGGCAAAAAGAUGGAGGAUACGACUUGUGGUGCAGCAGUAGCCUGCAUUGGCUACGAUAAUGAGAGGGUCAAAACUUCCAUGAUUAAGCAAAUGGAUAAUUUUUCUUAUUCAAAUUCAAUGUUUUAUGGGCAUCAAAUUGGCGAAGAACUGGCUGCGGAGCUCAUCAGGGGGACUAACGGGGAGAUGUCAAAGGUGUACCUGAUGUGCUCUGGAGCUGAAGCCAUGGAGGCAGCCAUGAAGAUGGCAAGACAGUAUUACAUGGAGCUGAACCCAAAACAGCCCCAGCGUACGAACUUCAUUGCGCGCGAAGGGUCUUUCCACGGCGCAACUCUUGGGUCGCUUUCGAUGAGUGGUCAUGUCGGACGGCGGAAACUCUUUGAGGGCAUGCUGUUCGACAACGUUCACCGUGUCUCGGCCGCCAACGAGUAUCGGGGAAAGGCUGAUGGCCAGACAACGGAGGAUUACGUCCAGCAAUUGGCAGAUGAGCUGGAUCGAAAGUUCCAGGAGAUUGGACCUGAUACUGUUUGUGCAUUUGUUAGUGAGCCUGUUGUUGGGGCGACCCUUGGCACAGUCCCUGCGCCUGCUGGCUAUUUCAAAGCUAUGAAGAAAGUAUGCGACAAGUACGGGGCGCUCCUCAUUUUGGACGAGGUCAUGUGCGGGAUGGGUCGUUGUGGAUCACUUCAUGAGUGGGAGCAAGAGGGCGUCGUCCCAGAUAUUCAGACCGUUGCCAAAGGUCUAGCAGGUGGAUUCGCACCAAUGGCUGGCAUGUUUAUCAACCAUCGUGUGUCAGAUGCGUUGAUAGCUGGAACUGGCGUUUUCGCACACGCACAUACUUAUCAAGGACACCCCGUGGGAUGUGCUGCUGCACUAGAAGUUCAGCGAAUCAUAAGAGAAGAUAACCUCGUCGAGAAUGUUCGCGAGAACGGCGAAUAUCUGGGCAAGCUUCUGCAUGAGCAACUGGACGGCCACCCCUACGUCGGUAACGUUAGAGGCAGAGGCUUCUUCUGGUCGCUGGAAUUCGUGGCCUGCAAGAAGACGAAAGAGCCGUUCCCGCCAUCAGCAGGAAUCGCGAAGAAAGUUCAUUUGGCAGCGCUCAACGAUGUAGGCAUCAGCUUCUACCCGGGAAUAGGUACCAAGGACGGUGUGACUGGAGAUCACGCGUGGAUAGCACCUGCUUACACGAGCACAAAGCAUGACAUUGAGAGGAUAGUUUCCAAGGUCAAAGAGUCGGUAAUCCUAGCCCUCGGGUAGAUUUACAGGUGAGAAAUUCGAAGCUCCAUAGGUCCAAGCAUGAACAAAGGCAACGCAACCUCCCUCUCCUAAAUCCCUCUAAUCCACACACACUGAAUCUUCGCAAAACUUCAUUGAUGCGUUCCUUAUUCGCCGGCGACGACUGCAAGCCGAUGGUCAUUACUUCUUCUUUAAGAUGUCUUAGCUAAACUAUAAAAGCCAAUAAUAAAACUACCAAAUUUAGCCGUAUCAGAAAAUAAAAAAUACUGAUUGG